AGUGGGACCAGGCUAUCGUCUCCUCCUAAUGGUGUCAGACGCACGGGGUCCGGCCCUCUGCACGUGCUCAGAAGCCCUAUCGCAUGUGCUCCCGGAUCCACGUUCCCGGGCUGCCUCCUGCUACUUUCCAAGAAACAGCCCUCUCCCCUCCCUCUCCUUUUCCUCCUCUCCCGCUUCUCCAGUUACCCCUGGCGGGCUCCGUGCUGCCUGCCGCCCCCUCCCGCUUCUGCUGCCAACUCCCCUCUCUUCAGAGAGUAGCGGCAGCAUCUGCUGGGUUCCCGCCUCUGUCCCCGCCCGGCACCGAGCAGCAGCAGCAGGAGGCGGAGGAAGAAAAGAGACGGGAAGCUGCAGUGUGUGGGCAGCAGCAGCAAGCAGCAGCAGCGAAGGAAGGAAGGAGGCGAGUUUUGUCCUUUCCGCUGCUAGUCCUGCGAAGGAACUGGCCGGCAGCAACCAUGGCCUCGGGUCCUCGCAGGCCAGAGUCGGGCUGCCAAGCGCGAAGGGCAGGAGCAGCGGCGGCGGCGGGCCGACAAUGAGCGACCAGCAGCAGCUGCCCCUUCCAGCCUCUGCCGUCCAGGCCGCGCGCGGGCGCGGGUCUCCGUGCGGACCCCCGGAGCUUCUCCUCCUCGACGGCCCUCUCUCCGCCCGCGGAGGCCCCGCCAUGUGGGGGAGGCUCCUCUCCGAGUUGGGCCAAAACGGCGACUACAGAGCAGGCACAGAAUAUUCUUCGUCGCGAUGGUUACCUGGUACUGAUCCACUGUGGCAAGCCACAACUGGUGGUUCAAGUGGUCGGAGUACCCACCUGAGAAGACACAGCAUAGCUUCUGACAGUGGGGACACUGGUAUCGGAACCUCCUGUUCUGAUAGUGUGGAAGAUCAUUCCACCUCAAGUGGUACUUCGUCAUUUAAGCCCAGCCGUUCACUGGUCUCGAUUCCCACUGCCCAUGUGAUGCCGUCUAAUACCAGCUCUUCACUAUCCCAGCAUAGGGAACCUCUGAAGUCUGACUGUUCAAAAUGGAGUACAAGCUUUUUGAGGUCCGCCGCAAGCAGGCAUCAGGGCAUCCUGGACAGUUCUCUUGACAUGAAGGACUUGAGGCCUGUAAGGAAAUGGUCAUCUUUGUCUAAACUCAGCGCACCCAUUACCUGUAGCCAGGAUGGGAAUGUUUAUUCAGCAGAGUGCAGAACAAGCAUGGAUAAAUUGGGAAGAGACAGCACUGUGUCACCACAAUUGAGAAUAAAUGGGACAAGCUGUUUGCACAACAGCAUGGAAUUACUCAAGAUGGAGGACAGAGAAACUGGGAAAAAAAGAAAUUCUACCUUGGACUGCAAAUACAAAUUUGAAAGUUGCAGCAAGGAAGACUUGGGUGUUCUUGAUCCCUCAAACAGGAGACAUGCCUUAGAUAUGACCUAUAGUGCCUUACCUGAAAGCAAGCCUGUCACAUCCAAUUGCGAAGUGUUUCAUCAAGGAUAUAUAACUUUGGGACCGCAGGCUGUGAGCGGGGUUCCCAUUCAACCCUCAGAGAGGACUCAGAGAUGGCUUACAGAACAAUUUCAUACAAACCCUCCAGAGUCCAGGCCUUCUGAAGAGCCAUACAGUUUAUCUCCUUGGCAGUUACAGCAGCUUGAAGAACUUAGAACAGGAAGUGAACAUCCUGUGCAGGUUCUGAGUGGAUCAUCUCAUCAGAGUUACCCAGCUGCAAGCUUUCAGGAUUUCAACAAUUGGGAAUCCCUGAUGAAAAUCAAAGAAGGAUUGCUAAGGCAAAAAGAGAUUGUGAUUGAUCGGCAGAACCAGCAAAUUAACCUUUUAUAUCAGAAAAUAAGGGAGAAUGAACUCCGAGCUCAGCAAGCUCAGCAAGCAAGGCUCGGGCAUAUUGUGAAUUGUGAAGACCCUUACAUGAGUAGUUUCCAGCAGCCUCAGUAUGAGAGCACAGCGAUGCAGGCUCAAUUUGCAGAGAGAUCUGUGGCCCACUGUGAAAGGGACGAGCUGGAACGAAAGCUUGCAGCAAUGCAGAGUAAGGAGCUACAACUCAGUGAGUUUCUCAAACAAAUGGCAAACAAAGCCAAUGAAGAUAAAAAGAAGAUGGAAGAAAAGCUCAAAACUAGAGACAGGUACAUAAGCAGCCUGAAAAAGAAAUGCCAAAAAGAAUCGGAGCAAAACAAAGAGAAACAGAGAAGAAUUGAAACUCUUGAAAAGUACCUGGCUGACCUGCCAACACUGGAUGAUGUUGAAAGUCAAAGUAAACAGCUUCAAGUUCUUGAAGAAAAGAACAAGCAGCUGAAAGCUACUUUGGCUGAGCUCGAAAAGGCUCUAGAAGAGUCCAAAACACAGUGUAAAGAACAAGAAUUGCAGCUAGUUUGUCAAAAGAAGAAAGAGAAAGAAUUGGUAACAGCAGUGCAGAGCCUGCAACAGAAGGUAGAAAAAUGCCUGGAAGAUGGUGUCCGCCUUCCUAUGUUGGACACAAAACAGCUUCAGAGUGAAAACGAAAGCCUCAAAGAGAAAAAUGAAAAAGCUAGCAAGGUCAUAGACAAUCAACAGAAUCAGAUUGCCGAGAUGACUUUAGAGAUUCAGUCUAUGCAAGAUAAGCUUUUGCAAGGAAAAGUGACAAUUCAAAAACAGAAAAGUGAACUUGAAGAAAAGGAUAAGAGUGUACAGCAGUUACAAAAGACGCUACUUGAAAACCAAAGAUUUAUGGAAGAAAAUGCAUCUUUGAGGGAACAGAUUCAUCAGAUGGAGCUGUCCAGACAGCCGGCGGCUGAAAAACUACCUGUGGCUGAUCAGUUAUUCAAGGAAAUGUCUCACUGUUUAUUUGACUUGAAAGCACUUUGCAGUAUUCUUACCCACAGAGCUCAGGGCAAGGAGCCUAACCUGUCCUUACUGCUGGGAAUCAGAUCAAUGAGCUGCUCAUCUGAAGAUGAGAAUUACCACAGCACAGAAACUCUCUCAAAGAAACUCUUAGAGGUGUGUCAGUUACGAAAAGAUAUUGAUGAAUUGAGAACUAUAAUAUCAGACUGCUAUGCUCAAGACAUGGGAGAAAAUUGCAUUACACAGUGAUAAAAGGUUUGGCUCACAGCAACAGUGACUUAAGUUAUUAAAUGCUGCUCUGGUUUUAGUUCCUUGUGUUUAUGUUAAGGAGCCAUACUGGAAGACAUGCUCCGUGUGCCAGAUCAAAGGGUUUCAAGCGUUUGCAUGUAAGUUCAUGCCGGUGAAGCAGUCGUCACUUGAAGAGAACGGGACGUGCUGCACGAGAGAUCUGAUUUCUUCAAAACUACUGAAUGUAGGUCAAAGCUGUGAAGAAUGUGUUUCUGUUGGAAAUGUUGGAUUUUGUUUCCUCUGACAUGGUCUGUAAAAGCAUCCAUAUUGUCUUCUGGAGUCAAAAAACUUAAGUGUCAGAAGAAGGCACUACAGUUACUGCUGUAUCAUCCCCCCCCCUUCAGCAAAGCUUUAGGGUACAAGAUCAGGAUUGAGAAUUUUACUAGGGGGGGGGGAGAGUUUUAAGUGCCCUGCCGUGUGUAGGUAUUAAAACUGGAUGAUGACAUGGAGGCUCCUUAGAAGGACUGUUUGAGGGCAGGCACACACAAAGGUAGCCUGCCUACCUUGCAAUGUUUGCCAUCUCAGCUUGGUAAAGGUCAUUUUACUUAGCAAUUGAUGUCCAUUGAUCAUCAGUGUUCCUCUUAGACAAAGCAGCACAUAAGCUCCUAUAUUUUCAAUAAAGCAUAAGAAGUUCAGGCCUGAGAGUUUAACUGUCAUCCUGUGAGCCUCUUCUGCACUAUAUUAGUGUGGAAACUUUGCUGUCAAUUAAGUUCAUUUGUGACCUGGGUGCAUUAUACAUGGAUGGCUAACCUUCCACUGCCCCAUUCUUGGGACCUGACCUGGACAUACACACCACAAGCAUUUUUCCUGACCCCUCAGGACCCCAUUGAUUUUGGCAGCAUGUGGAAAAAGCCAAAAUUAAAAUAGUCACCUUGCUGGAGUGGGCUCCAACCAGUACCUUGAUGGGGAUGCAAAUUAGCCUCUCCUUGAUACCAAAUAGUUCAUCUUCGUGGAUCAUGUGAGGCGGGGAGGCUGCAUGUGUGCCUGUACAUCUGGGCUUCAUGUGUAUGCCCAAGAGUGUGAUAUGGUCACCCCCAGAGGGUUGGCCAAGGGUUAACACAGUCAUUCAACCCAAAAGGUUAGCCACCCCGGCAUAAAGGCUAGAAAGGGUUUUUUUAACACACACAGAAAGAGCAGGAGAAUAUUGCAUCCUUAUAAUCAAUACCUAAUUACUUUAAAUUUCUCCAGGAGCUCACUCCAGCACCCAGGAAGUUUAAAAGCUAAAAGAAACAUGUUUAAUUCAUGUGUUCUGAAAGUCAUUGUUCCUGGUGGAUAGUUACAAUAGGAGUGCUCUAGAAUUAGGAAGCUAUGUACCCAAAAUCACUUGGUAAUCCAGACUGCUCUAUUUUGCUGUGUUAAAGUAUACAUAUCCUUUCUGCCAAGUCAAGCCUGCUGUCACUUUAUUCUGACAAUCAAUUAUAUAAAGCAACGAAGUGCUUCCUUUUGAAAGAGAAAGGAAAAAAGAGAAUAAGGUACGUUUUGCUUAUUUAUGACAAUUGGCCCUGAUGUGCAGAAAGCUAUAGACUGGUCUUGCCAACUGUCAUAGCUAAAAGUGAGCAAGAGCUUCUUUUGAAAAGGUUGCCAUUUUCAGUUUUAUAUGUUAUGUCUCCAUUUUACAUUGUUGGUUUAUGUUGAAAUACCAUUUGCAUAUGAUAGUACUUAUUUCAAAAAAAGAAAAACCUAUUCUAGUCAUUUUUUUCCAGAGUUAUAUUUAUUUAAAUUGGUGUUUCUUGAUCAACACUGUCCUGACUUCUGUCUGUGGAAAUUUAUUUUAGUAUUUAUCUUAACUACUGUUCAGUGUUUUCAAAUGGAGAUUUGUAAGUAUUAUCUUGAAACAACUUUGUAAGCAUGAAAGUACUUAGUCCUCCGUCCUUACAACAUAAAACAAAUUGCUUGAAUUUAAAAUACUAACAACUGCAAACCCCACUACAGUUAUUAGAAAGUAGGUCUAAUUAGGUGGUAUUGUACUCAAGUUAAGAAUUGCUUUGUUUGUUUCUAUGCAGAUGAGGGUAUGAAUGGUGAAAAAUAAUUCUAAUCAAUUUACUUUCACGCCAGGAAGCAACUGAAAGUGUGAUAAGACACUGACUCAAUGUGCUAUGCUGUAGAGAUGUCUUAAAGAUGACUUGAUGGUUAAAGUAUUUUUUCACUGUUGCAUCUUCUGUUUUAUAAACAGAACUUUGCCAUAAAUUUGAGACUACAGCAUCACCAUAGACCAAGAAAAAAUAUUUAAGAGACUUAAAAUAGAACUAAUGGGCAGGAAUCAACUAAUCAAGUCUGUCAGCAAAAACCCUGUGCAAGGUCUUCUUCUGCUUGUGCAACAGGACUUCCCCUCAUUCCUCCCCCUGUGUGCCUCCCAAAACGGGCUCUAGGGGUUGGGAGAAACCCAGAGUGUGGUGGUAGGAGAGGCAAAUUGUUCUAUCUAACGGAAAUGCUUGCCCUGACAGAAUGAUCACCUUACCACGACAUUGAAUUCCUCCCAUUGUCCGUAAACAGUAUAGUUUUGGGACAAAGAAACUGAAGAAGUUAUUUAAUUUUUACAUUGGUUGUAAAUUAGGCAAUAUAAACUUCAUAUAAAUUAAGUCCUUACCAUCAUCUACUCAUUACCUUCAUUACUUGUGGAAGAUAACCCAGUUAGAGAGACAGUGAAGCUUUGCAAAGCACUUAGGAACAAGACUCUGCCAAAAGUUUGGCCACAAAAAUUUAGGCAUUGAGGGACAGAAUGCUCACAGCUGUCCUGACUUCAUAUUAUUCUAUCUUUUGCAUACUAUUUACACUUUCUUAUUUCCUUGGACUGCAGCCCUGGUGUCCUUUUAAAAAAAAGACAUGGGGCUCUUUCUGAGAUAAUCACAGUCAGUCAGAGUUCACAUAGGCAGUAUGAUAAUGCCAUCAUGAAGCCAAAUCGGAGUGAAAAGCAUGAUUCCUGCCGUCACUUGAACAGGCAAACAUUUCCGCCUUGUUAUGCAGCACCCAUUGAAAAUCACCAAAAUAGAGGGAGUUUUUCUGUGCAACGUUCUCUCUGACACUCAGUAUUUUUUAGCCUUGCUCUAGGACUUAUUUGACCUCCUUGUUUGUUAUCUAUAAACUUAUUUAUUUCAGUUAAUGUUGUCCCCUCCCAAUUCAUUUAAAUGAAAUGUUGAAAUAGUGUGUUUUUUAAAAGCUUGUUUGCAUAAGCAAGUUUUUAGAGCCCUUGGCUUUUUUAAAAAAAGACUGAUAUUCUUCUUUGGAAAUGGAAAGCUGAACAACAAGAAUAUUCUCUAAAUAUGCUGAAGUGGAGUUACUAUUUUAAAAACCUCAUAAAGGGGAAUAAUUAAGUAAUUGAGUAAUGGAAGAAAUUACUGCAUCUUAAUUUGUACGUAGGUAUACGUGUAACCCUUGAAGAAGCUCAACAUUUGCUCAGCAAUUUUCUAAGAAUAAAGCCCAUGUUCUGCAGCAACUUUGGGCAUUCUUCCAGAGUCCUUUUGAGACUUCUCCACAUGUUCAGUGAAAGCAUGAGGGUAGCAGGAUCAUGUCACUGGCCACAACCCCCUCCGCAGCUGCAUGCUUGGGCAGGAGUGUGAAGGGGAGCAGCACAUGUACUUACUGGCCAUGGCUCCUCCUUUCCUGAAGGCCUUCACAGUUUUCAGUUGUAAACAAAUAGGCCCCUUUCAUGCUACUAUCAAAUGCACAGUGCAAGGGAGUGUGACUACUAGCAUUUGCAGUUCAGCUACUCAACCACCCUUUCUGAACAUACCCAGUGCAUAUGAAGAUGAUCUUGUUUUGCUGACAUGAACUCAUCUUUUAAGCACUGGAUGUGGUGAUACCAUAAACAGUAGCCACUGUUACACACAACUGCUAGAAUCUAGAAGGACACCUGCAUUUGGAAGGAAACUUCCACUUACUGAUGACAGGCUUCUCUUGUCUCAGUCAUGGUUAAAGAAUGAAAGGAGGUGGUAGCCAAAGACGGAAAUGCCAUGGGCAAAAUUUAUGUGAGCCAUAAGGACACAGUGUUAUAUUAUUUGAACUAAUGUUAUAAUGCAAGGCCUGCUGUUUAAGUAGCUAAAGAGCCCAUCGGUUUACAAUGCCAUUUUUAAAAAAUAGGUAAGAUAUGCAUGGGUAUUUUCAGCAAAAAAUAGUUGGUCCCGUUCAACGUAUUUUAUGUGAAGCUAACUAAUACUAGCUUUUAAGAGAAGUGGUUAAAAAUGGCAUUACUGAGUAGGCUGAUUUAGUCAUGACAACCUUUUGCCACAGAUAUGAGAGACAAUCCCAAGGGCUGAACAAUAUAUUAUGAAUGAAUGAAAGCUGCAGUUUUAUCUAUUAGAAAACAUGAAAAGAAAUGUACAAGCAAUUUUCAUAUUUCAGGUUGUAUUUCUAUAAUUGUGUAGAUGGCAUUUUGUAGUAACUACUGUAAUUCAAGAAUGUAUUUCAAAAAGGAACUUGGAAAAUUGUUUUUGGAUAUAACUAAUGCUAUUAUUUAUAUGCCAUAUAAAAUUUGUAGCGUCAUAUUUAGGUCAGUUCAAAAUGGUUAUGUAAACUUGACUUUAAUGUCCAGUUAGGCCGCUUGUAUAUGAUCCUAUGCACACUUGGAAGUAAGUCGUAACAGUAAGCCCCAAAUCACCAAGAUUACCUAAUUAAAUGUGUUUAGGAUUAGGUAUUAAACCUUCAGCUUUAGGUGUGUAGAUUUAGAAGCACAGCAGAUCUGAAUUUCAGUUAAUUAGGUUGCCACAGACACCAACUCUGGAUAGAGAUUUCUUUUAAAAACAUAACAAAAUUAGCUAUAUGAACCAAAGUUAUUUCUCUCUCUCAUUAUUUUUGGUUUUCACUUUUGUGGGGAAAAUGGAGAGGAAUUAUUUAUCGCCAGAUUCUGGAAUGAGAGAGAAGAAAUGCAAGGCAAAGUAUCCAUUUUCAUUUGCCUGAAACCUAAGCUGGGGCUAAAUUCACUCAAUUACAGAAAACCAAAUUUGUCAUUCAAUAAUGCCUCUGUAAAUCCGCUUGUAUAUUUGGUAUAUCUCUCUGCAUGAAAGAGAUUUUACACAAUAUUCUGGAUGUGGAUGCCAUUUCAUCCAAAGUGGAAGGUAAGGUUACUACUUUAGAAAAAGCCAGUGGAUAUUUAAAAAAAGGGGAGUUAACAAAUCAAACACACCAAUAGCUUAUUCAAUAGUUCUAUUAAUUCCACUUCUGUGUACCUUUGUGCCUUUUAUUUUAGCUGAUGGCUUAAUAAUAAUCUAAUUUUUUGAAGUUAUGAGAGUAUCAAGUUGUUGCACUUUGUUUCCUCUGCUUAUUAGUAUUAUUUUUUAGCUUGUAGGCUUGUGAAAAAUAACUUUCAUAAAUAGAAAUAUUUUCUAAAAGCUGUGGGUCAAUAUUUGAGAAGGCAGUCUGAUCUUUAUUUUCCAGCUUUUCUGUAUAUGAAGAACAUUAAACAGAAUGUAUUAAUUUUGUAUAUAUUAGGUAUAGUACAUCAUUGAUAAUCAGUGGAGAAGGCAAGGGAAAAGGGGCUAUCUUUAAAAGCACAGCAGAUAUGUACUGGAUCAGUCUCCCAAGACUGGUAGUUUUUCAAAAUUGGGUUCAGUUUUUGAACCACUCAGAAUACCUCGUGUAAAUAGAGUUGUCAUGACUUAAAUCGAAAUGCAUCCAGUGUUGUUGUUUUUAUUUUAUUUUUAAAGAGCCACUGGUUGGCUCAUGUCUUCAGGCCUGUCAUUCUUGCCUCUUUUUGUAACUUUUUUUUUAGUAGAGUUUACAGCUAGAAUUUUGAAUGCCAAAGUUCUAUUUAUUAAAUAAUAAAAGUUUUCAUUGUUAAUUACUAGUAUUUUUCCACUCAAUUUGUUUGAUGUUUGGAUUUGUAUCUACAGAGCAAAAAUAAAUUUUGUUACAAAAUCUA
Molecule: messenger RNA, 8942 nt
Organism: Podarcis muralis (Common wall lizard)
Lineage: Eukaryota; Metazoa; Chordata; Lepidosauria; Squamata; Lacertidae
Gene: CEP85L
Product: centrosomal protein 85L
Cellular component (GO): centrosome
Source: RefSeq, a predicted model, not a curated record